This is a messenger RNA of Scophthalmus maximus (turbot), 3289 nucleotides long. RefSeq names its product electron transfer flavoprotein dehydrogenase (gene etfdh). NCBI's taxonomy places the organism in Eukaryota, Metazoa, Chordata, Actinopteri, Pleuronectiformes, Scophthalmidae. The coding region runs from base 175 to 2079 and encodes 634 amino acids. Gene Ontology annotation, biological process: electron transport chain. Gene Ontology annotation, molecular function: electron-transferring-flavoprotein dehydrogenase activity; iron-sulfur cluster binding. The record is from RefSeq and is a predicted model, not a curated record. The transcript has 13 exons. Gene Ontology annotation, cellular component: mitochondrial inner membrane.
GCAGCGGCGCAGCAUUAUGACGCGCACAAGUGUUAUGAGACGUGUUUUGUAAGGCUCCGAUUUGUGUCGCGGGUUUCAUAAGAUUCCCUGCAGCUCGGUUUCACCUCGGCUGGAUUUUGAAAGAGAACAACAACAACAGUCCGCUAGUGAGCUCACACUAGCUCGACACGCACAAUGUUUCCUGCUGGCAGAUAUUCAAGUCAAGGUCGCUGUUUUUUUUCUCUCUCUCCCAUCUUUGCAGCCCACAGGUGCAUCAGGGCAUUGAAAACGGUACAGGCAGAGCACGCUGCCCCUCAGCUGUACACAACACUACACAGGAGAACAUGCUCCUCGGUGUCCGGGCCCCGCAUCACAACACACUACACCAUCCACCCGCGGGACAAGGACCCAAGAUGGGAAGGGAUAGAAAUGGAGAGGUUUGCAGAUGAGGCGGAUGUGGUGGUCGUAGGCGGGGGCCCUGCCGGCCUCUCGGCAGCCAUUCGCCUGAAGCAGCUAGCCAACGAACAGGAGAAGGAGCUGCGGGUUUGCCUCGUGGAGAAGGCCUCCCAGAUCGGAGCGCACACUCUGUCGGGAGCAUGUCUGGAGCCCAGCGCGCUCAACGAGCUCAUUCCCGACUGGAAGGAACGAGGCGCACCGCUGAACACACCUGUGACCGAAGAUGUGUUCAGCAUUUUAACAGAGAAACACCGAAUCCCUGUCCCCAUGUUGCCAGGCCUGCCCAUGGCGAACCAUGGCAACUACAUCGUGAGGCUGGGGAACUUUGUCCGCUGGCUGGGGGAGCAGGCGGAGGAGCUCGGGGUGGAGAUAUACCCUGGUUAUGCUGCAUCUGAGGUUUUGUUUCAUGAAGACGGAAGCGUGAAAGGAAUUGCCACCAAUGAUGUCGGCAUCGCCAAGGACGGCUCCCCAAAGGAUGUUUUUGAGAGGGGAAUGGAGCUGCACGCUAAAGUCACAUUGUUUGGCGAGGGCUGUCACGGCCACUUGGCCAAGCAGCUUUACAAGCAGUUUAACCUGCGUGAGAACUGUGAACCGCAGACGUACGCCAUCGGACUGAAGGAGCUGUGGACGAUUGAUGAGAAGAAGUGGCGACCCGGCAGAGUGGAGCAUUCUGUGGGUUGGCCCCUGAACAGGAACACGUACGGAGGAUCUUUCCUGUAUCACCUGAACGAGGGAGAACCGCUGGUGGCUCUGGGCUUCGUGAUCGGCCUGGACUAUAGCAACCCCUACCUGAGCCCCUUCAGAGAGUUCCAGCGCUGGAAGCACCAUCCGUUCGUGGCACCCACUCUGGAGGGAGGCACCAGAAUCGCGUACGGAGCCCGGGCCCUGAACGAGGGAGGACUACAGUCCAUCCCCAAGCUGACUUUCCCCGGGGGGCUGCUCAUGGGCUGCAGUCCCGGCUUCAUGAACGUCCCGAAGAUCAAAGGCACGCACACGGCCAUGAAGAGCGGCAUGCUGGCCGCCGAGACCAUCUUCCCCAAGGUCACUGCAGAGAGCCUGGAUUCAGACACCACAGGUCUUCACGUGACCGAGUACGCCGACGCCUUGAAGAGUUCGUGGGUGUGGAAGGAGCUGCACGCCGUCAGAAACAUCAGGCCGUCGUUCCACAACUACUUCGGCCUGUACGGCGGCAUGGUCUACACCGGCGUCUUCUACUGGGUCUUCAGGGGGAAAGAGCCUUGGACGCUGAAGCACUGCGGCCUCGACGCGAACCAGCUGAAGCCGGCGAAAGAUUGCACGCCGAUCGAGUAUCCCAAGCCCGACGGCAAGAUAAGCUUCGACCUGCUCUCCUCGGUGGCGCUGAGCGGCACCAAUCACGAGGGCGACCAGCCGCCUCACCUGACCCUGAAGGACGACAGCGUGCCGGUCGCCAGGAAUUUGGCCAUAUACGACGGGCCCGAGCAGCGCUUCUGCCCCGCAGGCGUGUACGAGUACGUUCCCCUGGAAACGGGCGACGGGAUGAGAUUGCAGAUCAACGCCCAGAACUGCGUCCACUGCAAGACCUGCGACAUCAAGGACCCGAGCCAGAACAUCAACUGGGUGGUGCCCGAAGGCGGCGGCGGACCGGCCUACAACGGAAUGUGAACCUCAGGAGUUAAUUUAGUUUUUUUUAACAUUUUGAGAUAUGACUGUCCAGCAUUACACGUCUCGCCAGCAGAUGUCCCCAAGUAAGGAACUGAAAAAUAAACUACUAGUUUUUUGAGGGUAAAAAUAUAAAUGAUAAAAUGUCUAAAUCAUGAGGAUAUUGGUAAAUAGAUUGUCAUAGACAUAAAUUCUUAAAUUAUGCAGUGGUGUACUCAGGUUCAAAUGUGCCACAUUCAGAAUACAGGACCAUAAUGAAACUGAUGUUGAAGCAGAGGUCACUCACUCGUGUAGUUUUGGGAUUAUUGCUGUAAUAUCCACAAUAUGGGCAUUUGAAAUGGUUAGAUUAGAUUUUUGUGGGUUGCUUUUUAAUUAAUAUAUUUCCUUCAAAAUCUGUAAUGGAACAAGCAAACAAGCCGUUCUUAAAACAAGGUUUAUUUUUUGGAGAUGCAACAGAUCAAAAACCAACAUCGGUCCAAAACUGACGCAUUUAGCUGGAUUGGCUAUCUGUGAAAAUGUUGUUGGCGAAUAUAUAUAUAUAAAUACACUGAACAGUUAUUUAUUAAAUGUUGUGUGACAGUUAGGAAAGAGCUGUUGGAAGUCGAGCCUAAUGUUGCCUUACGGUGCGUUCACACCAAACGCGAUGCAAAUAUUUUUGCGCAAUGACAUCAAAUACAGUCCAAGCAAAGGUGCUAAUUCCACAUCACUCGUGACGGACGAAGUGAAGUCCGACAGAACCGGGGAAUAUAUUUUAUUUUAAAUUUAAUAAAUAUUUGUAUUUAAUUAUUCACAAUCAAAGGGAUAUUCAAGAGAAUAUAGGUUACAACAAAUAAACAAUAACAACUGAGGGAGCAAUAUAAAUCAGCCGCUCAUCUUUCCGGAAGUCAGAAGAACGGGCAAAUGUUGUUGGGUUGCGUUCACUGGCAUGAGUAAAUAUAUAAGCGAGCCGGCGGCCAAACUCACGCGAGUAACUCAACGUGAAAAUUCGCUUUGCGCUUGGUAUGAAUGCAGAACAAAAGAAAAACACCUGUAUUGUAUUGAUCUACGGUAUCGUCCGAUAACCAAAGCCCAGAUAUCUGUAUUGGUAUCAGGACUAAAAUCAGUCCGAUCAGUACAUCCCCAUCUCAUGUCAGCCUUAUCGCAUGUUUACUUCGAUCUGUGUAUUGUACAAAAUAUCAAAUAUUACAGUAAUGAAUAAAAACACUUGAAUGUU